Molecule: messenger RNA, 354 nt
Organism: Rotaria sordida
Lineage: Eukaryota; Metazoa; Rotifera; Eurotatoria; Philodinida; Philodinidae
Source: the annotation of a GenBank genome assembly
AUGAUUCUUAAAAAACGACCAUUUGUUUUGUCACAUUCAACAUUUGCUGGUUCAGGUCAUUAUACUACACAUUGGUCUGGUGACAAUGCUGCUUCAUUUAUCGACCUUUAUCAGUCAAUUCCAACGAUUCUCAAUUAUAAUAUCUUUGGCAUGACAUUUGCAGGUGCAGAAAUUUGUGGUUUUAAUGAUGAUACUACGGAAGAAUUAUGCACCAAAUGGGUGCAACUAGGUGCCUUCUAUCCGUUUAUGAGAAAUCAUAAUGCAGUCGGUGCUAAAAUUUUACUUAUCUACGGACUUGAUUUGAAUAUGUUAGGUGCAACAAGUCAAACAAUUGAAUGGAAAAAAACAGAUUGA